Molecule: messenger RNA, 811 nt
Organism: Dicentrarchus labrax (European seabass)
Lineage: Eukaryota; Metazoa; Chordata; Actinopteri; Moronidae
Gene: mrps14
Product: mitochondrial ribosomal protein S14
Exons: 3
Coding region: 68-484 (138 amino acids)
Biological process (GO): translation
Cellular component (GO): ribosome; mitochondrial small ribosomal subunit
Molecular function (GO): structural constituent of ribosome
Source: RefSeq, a predicted model, not a curated record
CCAUUAAAACCCGAAGAAGAAGAAGAAGAAGAAGAAGAAGAAGAAGAAGAAGCUGCAAUCAUUCAAUAUGGCGGCCCACCGGGUAGCAUGUUUAGGGUUGAAUGCCCUUUAUUCUAGUGUCUGCGCCCCAAAGCAGGCCCUGAGGAGCUGCUGGGGGGCGGUGGAGCAGGUGAGGGGUUACUACGUCAACUGGAGGAUGUUGAGGGACGUCAAGAGAAGACAGACGGCCUUCGACUAUGCUGAUGAGAGGUUACGGAUCAAUGCCCUGAGGAAGAACACCAUCCUGCCCAAAGAGCUUCAGGAGGUGGCAGAUAAAGAAAUGGCAGCAUUCCCCAGGGACAGCUGCCCUGUGAGAAUACGCAACAGGUGUGUGCUGACCUCCAGACCUCGGGGAGUGAAGCGGAGGUGGCGACUGAGCCGGGUUAUCUUCCGUGAGUUAGCUGACCACAACCAUAUGUCUGGGAUUCAGAGGGCAAGGUGGUGACCAGGGACAUUGGACGUUACAGUCGGAUUGGAUCAUGAAAAAUCUGAAGAGCAGGACAUCAGCAGUCAAGACUUGUUUUGGCCUUUUAAUAUCUUAGAGGUAUUGACUGUAAUAAAACAGUUCCACUACUAUCCACAGAAGCCUGUAUCUACUGAGGAGGACAUGCAUAUACCAUUUGUAUAGAUAAUGUUUGUUUUGGUCAGUUAGUUGCUUUUCUUAUGAAAAACAAACAAAAUGCAUAAUAUUUCAAGAGAAAGUUGGUUCUCAGUGGAGUAAAUGUCCAUGUAAUUUGCUGUACUCUUAACUAAUAAAUAUUGUAUAUUACAA